Messenger RNA from Monopterus albus (swamp eel), 3827 nucleotides. It is a transcript of the gene jade1, whose product is annotated as jade family PHD finger 1. Gene Ontology annotation, biological process: regulation of transcription by RNA polymerase II. Gene Ontology annotation, cellular component: histone acetyltransferase complex. The record is from RefSeq and is a predicted model, not a curated record. NCBI's taxonomy places the organism in Eukaryota, Metazoa, Chordata, Actinopteri, Synbranchiformes, Synbranchidae. The transcript has 11 exons. The coding region runs from base 381 to 3134 and encodes 917 amino acids.
UGUAGUGCAACGCUGUGCAUUCUGUUUGAAACAUAUUGUGGUCGUUUUGUAGAAACACGCUUUGCGAUGUUGCCAUUUUGCCGGGGAAACACUAACUUUAACUAAAAAAGCAGUUGUUUUAUUCAGAUGUUAGCUAAAGCUAGCCGCUAGUUUGUUAGCAGUUAGCCUAUACUUUGUGCUGCCUGUCGGUGGAAGAAGGGGCGUCACAUAAACAGUGGAUAGCCUGCUGAUAGUGUAGCCACCUAAGAUAGAGUUAGCACCUUUCCCCCGUGCACGCUGGCAGCAGGAGAACUAGAGAUAUUUUCCACCUGUCUGGAACCGGGUCCUUGCUGAUGCUUUUGCACGCUGCAAGAUAAGAUAAGCUUAUAAAACUUGUCCACAUGCCGGAGCUCCGCAAACAGAUGGCGAUGAAGAGAAGCAGACACCCCAGCAGCAGUGAUGACUCUGACAAUGGAAGUAGUUCUACCUGCUGGUCCCAGCAUUCAUCGCAGCCCCGGAGGGGGACCGGGCAGAAACCCUCUGAGGUUUUCAGGACGGACCUGAUCACCGCCAUGAAGGUGCACGACUCGUACCAGCUAAACCCUGAGGACUACUACGUCCUCGCUGACCCGUGGCGGCAGGAGUGGGAGAAGGGUGUCCAGGUCCCUGUCAGCCCCCAGUCCAUCCCACAGCCUGUCGCCAGGGUGUUGGCAGAGAAAGGGAAGGCCAUCAUGUUUGUCAGGCCAAAAAAGCUGAUCCGGACGUCAGGCACAGAGGCACUAGGCUACAUGGACAUCCGGACGCUGGCAGAGGGGAUGUGCCGCUACGACCUGAACGAGGAGGAUGUGGCCUGGCUGCAGAUCAUCAACGAGGAGUUUGCUGAGAUGGCCAUGUCGCCGCUGGAUGAGAUCACCAUGGAGCGGGUGAUGGAGGAGUUUGAGCGCCACUGCCACGACAACAUGACGCACGCCAUGGAGACGGAGGAGGGUUUGGGCAUCGAGUACGACGAGGACGUGGUGUGUGAUGUGUGCCAGUCGCCCGACGGGGAAGACAACAAUGAAAUGGUGUUCUGUGACAAGUGCAACAUCUGCGUUCACCAGGCAUGUUACGGCAUCCAGAAAGUCCCACAGGGCAGCUGGCUGUGCCGGAUCUGUGCACUUGGCAUCCUGCCAAAGUGCCAGUUGUGUCCCAAGAAGGGCGGCGCCAUGAAGCCGACCCGAAGUGGAACCAAGUGGGUCCACGUCAGCUGUGCCUUGUGGAUUCCAGAGGUGAGCAUCGGGAACCCGGAGAAGAUGGAGCCCAUCACCAAUGUGUCCCACAUCCCCAGCAACAGAUGGGCCCUGAUCUGCUGCCUGUGCAAAGAGAAGACCGGAGCGUGUAUACAGUGCUCAGCGAAAAACUGCCGGACUGCCUUCCAUGUGACGUGCGGCCUCACCGCCAGCCUUGAUAUGAACACCAUCCUCGCUGAGGAUGAUGAGGUCAAGUUCAAGUCCUACUGCCCAAAACACUCCGGGCUCGAGGGCACCAAUUCCAGGAACCGAGACUUGGGAGGCGAGGAGGAGAAGGAAGGCGCUACAGACAUCAAGGGCAGGAGGAGAGGCAGGGCGAGAGAGGAGGAAGGCGCUGCCUCCUCUUCAUCUCCAUGUGCACCGUGCAGUGAUCUGGAGGGCCUCAGCCACCAGCAGGAGAAGAGAGUCAGUUUCCGCAAGCUGAAGUUGCAGGAGAUGGAGGAGGAGUUCUACCAGUUUGUGGAGGUAGAAGAGGUGGCCCGUCACCUGAAGCUGCUGCCGGAGGUGGUGGACUUCAUCUACCAGUACUGGAAACUGAAACGCAAAGCCAACUUCAACCAGCCCCUCCUCACACCCAAGAAGGACGAGGAGGAGAGCCUGGCACGCCGUGAGCAGGAGGUGCUGCUGCGACGCUUGCAGCUCUUCACACACCUGCGCCAGGACCUGGAGCGGGUUCGUAACCUGACCUACAUGGUGACUCGGAGGGAGAAGAUGAAGCGCUCGCUGUGGAAAGUCCAGGAGCAGAUCUUCCAGCACCAGGUCCGACUGCUCAACCACCAGCUGCUCACAGGUGACCCCUCAAACAAGGACCUGGAGAAGCUCUGCUCUCUGGACCGGUUAUCGUCUCAGGGCUCCCAGUCUUGCUCCCCCUACAGUCCGUCCCCACUGAAACCCAAACGAGGGCCUUUAAAGCAGGAGAAGAGGAAAAGCGGCGACAGAAGAAGCCUCUCCGACUCGCCGCACAAGAAGGACAGUCUGAGCAAACCACUGGAGAAAGACAGUAGAAGCUGUCAAAUCAGAGAGGCUGCGCUCACUGAGGCUGCAAGUGACGCCAAAACAGAGAACUCUGAGACCAGUCAGGAGAUUCAGUCCCCAAAGCUUCAGAAGCCAGGGGCUGUCCAGGAAGCCGUCAACACCAAGCUGCACAAGCCUGAGAGCAGGAAAGGCCCUAGGAGGGAGGCUCCGGGGCCCAAACACGAGGCGCUGACCAGACAGAAACGAGAGAAUGAACAGGAGGAGAGGCGGAAGAAGAGGAGGAGCGAGGUGACAGAGAGCUUGUCCAACCAGUUGAAGAACCAGUUCGGCUCGAAACACCUGGAGAAAACAGUUUCCAUCAGGCUGGUGGACAUCAGGAACUCUGACACUGACGAAUACUUCUUAGAUGAACGACUGACCAAGAGAAGCUCUGUCUCUCUGGAUGUGACCAACACUAAAUUUAACAAAGCCAGCGUGGUAUUAGACGCCUCCACCACCGCCACUGCUUCCAAAGCCAACAGCUGGCUGAGAAAAACCCAGGCAAACGGCUCCCACACACCCAACGGACCUGUGAGCAGGCAUCUUAAAGGCUGGGGGAAGUUCAGGAUUCCGAAGAGGAACGAGAAGCUUCCGGGGUCAAAGGAGGAGGUGGUGGUGGAGCAGCGCAAGCCUCUGCUCAGACCGCUGACCAACACACCGGAGCCAUCAUACCCCAGAACACGACUCCGCACAGGGACAGAAAACGACAGCUACACUUCAGACUCAAAACCAGGCGACGGCGAGAUGGAGCGCUGCUUGAAACGAUGCCACUCCCACCAGCUGAGGGGCGACUCGUCCCUCGGCCGUCGCUACGGGUCAGACAUCAUCCGCCGAGGCGUGCUGGCUUCCUGAUGGCAGAGCAAGCCUUUGAAAAUAAGCUGCACUGUUAGUUGGAAAAGAAUGACUGUCACUCUUUGUACCUUUUUAUUUUUCUGAAGAAAUCAUAAAAUGCCUAGAUUAAAAACAAAGCUGAUAUUUAUUUUUUGUUUGUAAUGUGUAAAAGUGGGAAAUAUUUUGCUUUAUUUUGAGCUAGUUUUUAUUUUUUCUUAAAAGUAGAAAGAUGUCAAGUUGCCACUAAGAAGCUCGCUCAGAUAUUUACAAGCAAAAGCAUCAACCAUGGAGACGUCGUGAUUGUUGCUUGGGACCAUAAGCCUGCAACGUAAUUUCUUUCUGACGUAGUAUUAAACUAUGGCGCCGGAAAAAAAGCUGGAACAGAUCAUGCUCAGAGUCAAACCACCCUUUUCUCUCUGUUCAUCCAUUAUCUAAAGCUUUUCACGCUGUGAUUGUUCCAUGUUAUGAACUGAAAAUCCACAGAUAAAAUAAAAGCAUUCAAGUGUAACUGAGCUGCGAUCGUAUCCAUCACGUGCCUAACUUUUAUUUGAAGCGUUUGCACUACGAGAUGAUGGCACAGGUGGGAGGUAUGAGUAGAUUUAUUUUUACACUGAAAAAUGACAAAGCAUUUUUGUACCCUUGGCCACUGCUGUACUGCUGUUAUGCAAAAUGAUUAUUGUUUUGUCUUAAAGAAUAAAAAACUGCAGAAUUUAA